AAAAAUGGCGACUUCCAUGUGCAGGGCAUGGGUGUCGAGAAACAUCAAAGUUUUCAGUAGAGGAAUUUCAUUUUCAGCUCGCAGACACCUACUGUCAGAAGCAUACAGUUGUCAAGAUGCCUGGCAAAAGCGAUUACAGUCCCCUAUUCUUUCAAAUGUUUCAUUAAAUGAAUUUGCUGUCCAGUUGCGUGACCGGUUUGAGAAACAGAAAAGAGCCAGUGUGAUUGAUGUUGAUAUUCUGGUCAACAAGAUGCACGAGAUGGAUGUCUCGGACGCCGACUACAUGGAGGACCUCAUACACAGAUUUCGAAAUAGUGAGGAUGCCAUCCCAGUCAGAGACUCAAUAGUCCAUGCCAUCGUCCGUGCGUACAUCGAUCUCGGGCUGACGGACAGACUCCUGGACAUGAUGAGAAAUAGGAGGGACUAUGGUAUUUUCCCUGACAGCUACGCCACAAACAUCCUCAUGGAUCACUUCAUCAAGGGAGACAAUUAUGCAGAUGCGGCAAGGGUGUCAUACGAGGUGAUGCUGCAGGAGGACUUCAGCCACCCCAUCUCCUUCAGACUGUCGCUCCUGGCAGCCGUCAAGCACCUGCUCACCUCUAACAUGGCUGACCUAGCACUGCAACCAACACCUGACAAUCCUGAGGAGGAGGAAGAUUGGGUGAAGGUCAAGGUCAUCAGAUUUCCUUACUAUGAUGACCACUUUGAUAUCAAGGACGAGCGCUUUCUACUUGGCAAGACCCUCUACAUGCUUGGUGGCUGUGUUCAGAACAAUGACAGGCUCAGUAGCUCCCUGAAGGUGAUGGGCCUGGGCUUGUACCAAAAGUUUGACAAGGGCUUGCAUCUCCUUGAGGAAAUUGCCAACACCAACAAGAAGGAUGCUAUCCAUGAAGAGGCUUUGAAGAUAUUUGACGAGAGCAUUAAGAAUGCAGAAACACGUGACCCGAACUUGGAGGAGAAGGAUUUUGGUCUGCGGACAAUCGAUGACGAGGUGUUUAAGUUGCGGCUCACUCCUGAUGGCAAGGAAGAGGUGACUCAAAGAUUUGAGGAGAUUGCCCUCAAGCUGCGAAGGAACAACCAGACUGUGGAGGACAGUAUGCUGCCUGUGGUAGAGUCUCUAGCAGUGUCGGAACUCCCAACACAUGAAGCUGCCGACAUGACUGCCCAGAGGGCGAUGUUGGAGAGGUGGGAGAAGGAGCGGAGUGAGUUGGUGGAGGCACAGAUGAAGCAGUACAUGAAGCAGCAGCGGGAGGAGGAGAUCAAGCAGCAGCUGAAGGAGCUUCAGGAGAAGGAGGAAUUGCUGCGUUACUUUGAGUUGCGAGAUCAGAUCAUCCUGGCGAAGUCACGUGCACCAGAAAUAAAGCCUCCCAUUGUGGAUGAUGACGAAACACUGAGGGAGAAGAGAAUCAAACGGAGGAAAUAUCGCCACCAUAUAUAGACUGAAGUGCAGCCUAGAAUGGGUUGAUGGUGUUUGCAUAACGGACAUGUCGGCAGCCUUUGAAAUCCAUGCUCAUCUGCUAGCCCGGAACUACUAAAUUGUGCUGAGGAAAAGAAAACAUCCUAUGAUGGUAGUCUUCAAUGAUUUGUAGCAUUUGAGGGCUAUAAUUCUGAAGCAGUUCUCAAUGCUUCAAUUUCCUACAAAUUGGAACUGAAUAAACCUGACAGAAAAUGUAAACAUAGUAAACGUUUGGUCUUGAUCAAUCUGGACUAGCUACAAACUCUGAAGACCAGAGAAAUAAAGAAUUUCUAGGGCUGGUCACAGUUUGAAAGUAAGUGGGUCCUGGGUGCCCCCUGUUUUUCUCACUGUAGUAUCUUUAUCUGGAAACCCCAAGCAUCUUUGGACAUCAACAUUAGGGUGUUAGGGACUCCUUGGAUUUGUGCUUAGUUUUGAACACUGAAAUCAAAUGAUUGGUAAUUGGUGUCAUUUCAGAAGUAGUGUCAGUAAUUCUGACUCAUGAUACCAAUAUGUAGACUAUGCAUGACAUGUGGAAUAGGAAUCGAUGACAGAUGGGUACACAGAGUGACAUGGGUUCAUAGCUGGAAAGUAACAGCCGGAAUGGCCAGUGACAUUUGCAACUGCUGAGUUUAUAUUAGUCUACUCACAACUGACUGACCGUUUUGUGAACUUUGACCGGCUACUGAAAUGACUAACAAGAUAUGGACAUCAGCCAAUUAGAAAGCAGCUUUCUCGAGCUUUACGGCACUCGUUUCAACCUGGCGACUUUCAUUUCAGACUACGCUUGAAAAAUAUGUUGACACAUUUGUCGAUUAAAAUUUUGAAAAAUGAAGAAACAAACAUUCCGGAAUGUCUAAUAUAUGGCUGAGAUUGACAGACUGUGCAGCGCCUCUUACGUUCAAAUGUUUCUCCCACGGAAGCGAGAGAAAGACGAUAAUUUUGACAGAAUCAGACGUACGGGCCGUAACUGUCGUUCGGAAAACCCCGUGUUAACCUUUUUCGAGUUUGCAUGAUCAGAAAACACAUUCCGACUGUCACUUUCAUGAUCUGGUAAGCGACGCUUUGAUUGGUUGGAUGAAAGGUUGUUCUGACGUGACCCAUAAUGGGAUGUCCUCAGAUCUUUGUUUAGCGAUAGCGAGAACUAAGAUCUGAUUUUAAUGAAAUUGUACCAUUGUGAGAAGGCACAAAAAGCCCAUUGUCAUCUGAUGUUAUGAGCACGUUUUUUCAAAUGUUAGGCAAAGGUUACUAUGGUAACAUCUGAUUAGAUCACUGUAAAAUUACUGAUUUUAUGUGUGUGAUAAAAGAGUCACAAAGUAAUACAAGUAUGUAAAGAAUACAUUGAAGAAUGUGUGAGGAAUACAUCAAUGAAUACAAGUAUUGUUAGAAGAUCAUUGUUUCAUGGAUGUUUGGUACUGCAGCUGGCAUAUUAGUGCUGAUUGUACUGACGAACAUGGUGAUGUUCAUGUAGAUUAUGUUCAUGGAUAUGUUUUAGACUGUUUGAUUUUUGAAGAGUGAUGUAUUAUGAAAAUAAAGUAACUGAUUCAUGUUACUGUUGUCAGAUCAUAAUGACCAAAAGAGCUGAUAAAUGUGUCUGUUUAUACAGCCCAAAAUAGCAAUAUUGAAAAAAAGUAAAAAUAUAAAGCACA
This is a messenger RNA of Haliotis rufescens (red abalone), 3102 nucleotides long. RefSeq names its product 28S ribosomal protein S27, mitochondrial-like. The record is from RefSeq and is a predicted model, not a curated record. Bases 5 to 1438 code for a protein of 477 amino acids. The transcript has 10 exons. Gene Ontology annotation, cellular component: mitochondrion. NCBI's taxonomy places the organism in Eukaryota, Metazoa, Mollusca, Gastropoda, Lepetellida, Haliotidae.